Messenger RNA from Aplosporella prunicola CBS 121167, 2059 nucleotides. RefSeq lists its product as uncharacterized. Gene Ontology annotation, molecular function: iron ion binding; oxidoreductase activity, acting on paired donors, with incorporation or reduction of molecular oxygen, reduced flavin or flavoprotein as one donor, and incorporation of one atom of oxygen; heme binding. The coding region runs from base 232 to 1851 and encodes 539 amino acids. The record is from RefSeq and is a predicted model, not a curated record. Lineage: Eukaryota; Fungi; Ascomycota; Dothideomycetes; Botryosphaeriales; Aplosporellaceae. The transcript has 2 exons.
GCUUGGGUCGAGACCUUCUGUGGGGACUUUUUUUGUGCUGGACUGGACUACUUAUAACUACGUCCGACGGACUACUACUCCUAGCUGGACGACUGUGUGCUGCUACUGCUGCUGCGUUUCCUACUGCUGUCGCGUUCUUCUCCACCUCUUCUCUAUCUCCAUCUCCAGUACCGAGUCUAUCCUCUCCGCCACCCACGCCCUUCCUCCCUCCUUCUUUCUCCCACCACCACAAUGCACCUCACGGCCUUCCUUGGCCUCUGGGCCAUCGCCGCCUACAUCAUCUACUUCACGCUCAACGCAAUCGUCACACGCCGGCGGCGAGCCACUCUCGCAAAGAAGCUAAGCUGCAAGCCGCCCCCGAGCUGGAACGCCGGCGACCUCUUCGGCAUCAAGGAAGUUCGUGCCGUGCUCAAUGCCGACAACACGAAGCGCCUGCCGCCGUACGUCAUGUCCCGCGUUGAGGAUAUCAGCAAGCGCGAGGGCCGCGUCGUCUCCACCAUGGCCAUCACUCAGGCCGCCGACGAUCUGCUCUUUACUUGCGACCCGAAGAACAUCCAGGCGCUGCUGGCGACGCAGUUCAAGGACUUUGAAUUUGGCCCUACGAGAAAUGGCAACUUCGGGCCGCUUCUUGGCUCGGGAAUUUUCGCAGCCGAUGGAAAGCAAUGGGAGCACUCGCGCGCAAUGCUGCGGCCGCAAUUCGCGCGCGAGCAGAUCAGCGACCUCGAGCUCGAAGAGGCGCACGUGCAGAACAUGCUGCGCACACUGCCUGCAGGCAGCGAUGGCUGGACAGCCGCAACCGACCUGCAGGUCCUCUUCUUCCGUCUGACGCUCGACUCGGCGACCGAGUUCUUGUUCGGAGAGAGUGUCGACAGCCAGCUCGCAGCCCUGCCGGGCUACGUGCCCAAGAGCACCAACACCACCAGCGACGAGCGCCUCUUCGCCUACUCCUUCGACAAGGCGCAGUGGUGGCUGGCCCGGGGCGCCCGCUUCGGCAGUAAGUACUGGCUGGUGCACGGCAAGGACUUCAAGAAGCAGUGCCGCGAAGUGCACGACUACGUCGACUACUUUGUGCAGCUCGCGCUCAACAAGGCAGCUCGCAACGACGAGGAAAAGGCAUCCGGCCGCAAGGAAAAAUACGUCUUCCUGGACGCGCUGGCGGCUCAGACGCGCGACCCGCUCGAGCUGCGCGCCCAGCUGCUCAACAUCCUGCUCGCGGGCCGCGACACGACGGCCAGCCUGCUGGGGUGGUUGUUCCUGGAGCUCUCGCAGAACGAAGCCCAGUUCACCAAGCUGCGGACCGGCAUUCUCGAGGCCUUCGGCCCCGACGGCAGCGACGACCCCGCCCACGCCAUCAACUUCGCCGCCCUCAAGAACUGCGCCCCCCUCCAGCAAGCCCUUAACGAAACGCUGCGUCUCUACCCGGUCGUCCCCAUUAACAGCCGCCGCGCCUUCGUCGACACGACGAUCCCGCGCGGCGGCGGGCCCGACGGCCUCUCCCCUGUCUUCGUCCGCGCGGGCCAGGAGGUCAACUAUUCCGUGUACGCCAUGCACAGGCGGCGGGAUCUGUGGGGCGAGGACGCGGAUGAGUUUAGGCCCGAGCGCUGGGAGGGCCGUAGGCCUGGCUGGGAGUACCUGCCGUUCAAUGGCGGGCCGCGCAUUUGCAUUGGCCAGCAGUUUGCGCUGACCGAGGCGGCGUAUGUGGUUGUUAGGCUGAUGCAGAAGUUUGACGGGAUCCAGGGACUGGACAAGGGCACGAAGAACCCGGACUUGAAGUAUGGGUUGACGUUGACGAGCUGCCCCGGUGAGGGUGUGAAUGUGCGGUUGAGGGAGGCGAAGCGGGAGAGUGCGUGAGAGAUGUGUUUGUAUGAUUAGGAGUAACUAAGGGAGGAUUUGUUUGGCAUGAUUGUGAGAAUAAGUACGCAGAGAAAAGGUGGUCGGCUGGCGUAGUUGAUUCUGUCUUAAACGUUAGUUGGAUAUACCUGUAUCUACACCAAUCUCUACCUGUUUCCGUUCUUAAAGUAAGAGUGAGGACCAAGGCGAAAGGUGACUUUGAACGUCG